UAAUCAAACAUGGCUGAUGAUGAUGAUGACCUGGAUGAACUGUUGGAUGAAAUCGAAAAAAAGUUUUGCCGAAACGUUUCUGUCGCAUCUUCAGCUCGCGCGGACUCGAACGAGGCUGGAAAACACGGGAAAGACAAUGACGGACAGAGAAAACACAGUGCUGCUAAACCUGAAAAACCAAUAAGCAGCAUUACUGAAGAUAUUGACGCCCUCCUGGAGGAACUGCUGGAGGAAGACUACAGUGAUUCCACCAAACCAAAGACUGAACAUUUUCCUAAAGGACCACAAGUGGAGAAGAAGCUGUCGUCUCAGUCUGGAGGCAGGAAGUGCUGUCCUGUGUUCGUUGGCGGGAGCUCCGUCACAAACGGCGUCGGAACGGCCACAUCCAAGAGGUCAUGUGACCAGUUGAGGUGUACAUCCUGUGACUUCCGGGUGCUGAUGUUCGAUGACUGUGAGUGGGAUCCGUCCUGCGAUUACCUGUUCCUCAGGAACAACAUGCCGGACCGUCAGAAGCUCCGAGCCAAGCUGAAGAAGAGGAGAGGUUUACGAGCGUACGCCUGCCAGUGCAGCUGGUUCUCCACGUUGGAGCCGACAGACCUGCGGGACCAACCUCAGCUCAGAUGGGUCUGCGGCAAACACCAGGACUGACGUUCGCUCCUCACCGCUGCUACACAGCCGUCACAAACUUCUGAUCAGUCUGGAUAAGCAAAGCACAAAUGUGACAGACAGAGAAACUCGUAGCUGGUUUCACGUCAAGUCAAGGAGACUUUUGGACAUAAAUACCUGCAGUGAAAUGGACUUCAAGGAAGGUUUUUACCUCGAGGUUUCUGCAGACAGCUGUCCUUUCAUCAUGGUCAUAUACACUGAUUACACUAAACAGCAUCACUUAUAACCUCUUCAUUAUCUCUAAUAUGCAGUUAGGUUUGAUUUUCAGUGUCAGACCCUGAAAUUAUUAACUGAAUGUUUUUUAAAUGUCAGACACCUCUGAAUGCCAGAAACACAGCUGACCAUCCUGGUCAAAUCACAGAUAUGCUAUAAAAUCAGAUUUCUAUGAAAGGACAGUUUAUUGUUGUUUAAGCUUUAACUGAGACGCUGCGCUGCGCUGACGUUGUGUGUCUUCUUGCUGCAGGAAAACAACUUCUGGUUGCACGAGGACAUAAAAAUCAAUUUAAACUGAUCAGCUCCUUUU
Molecule: messenger RNA, 1189 nt
Organism: Thunnus maccoyii (southern bluefin tuna)
Lineage: Eukaryota; Metazoa; Chordata; Actinopteri; Scombriformes; Scombridae
Gene: cfap418
Product: cilia and flagella associated protein 418
Exons: 6
Coding region: 10-648 (212 amino acids)
Cellular component (GO): cytosol
Source: RefSeq, a predicted model, not a curated record